AUGGCGAGCUCAAUGAACACCCUUGAAAUAUCAAACUUGGGCAGUUCUGAUGAGCGCAUUGCAGCCAGGCGGCAGCGCGCAGAGGCGAAGCUCAAGCAGGACAAGGAGGAGGCCGAAGGCAAAAAGACCAAAAAGGACGAUGCAGCAGAGCAGGUUUCACUGGGCAAGGAGCAGUAUGCGAAAUCGGUGGCUGAACUGGAGCGGUUCCGAACGGAAACCUGGGAAGAGCUGACCAGCAUUCGCGUCCGUUUCGAUGAUCAGGAGAACCAGCGUCGCAUUGUCGAGGAGAACAACCGACUAGAUAGAUACGAGGCCCUCCAGAUCGAAGCCGUAACCAGUGGCCGGAAGAAUGCUGCCAUUGAAAUGAAGUGGGCAGACCUUCUGAAUAUGGACAUUCCGCAGGAGCUGAACGACCAGCUCCAGUUUCAGAAAAGCGCCUGCAGACAGAUCAUUGAGUCCAAAGACCGGCGGAUCGAGGAUUUCAAGACAGAGUUGAAGAAUAAAGAUGAAGAGUACAUCAAGAUGCUAAAGCAGCAAAGUGUGGAUAUCACAACUCUAGUCUCCAAGAUGCGGGAGCAGUAUCAUGCACUGCGCCAGCACUAUGAGAAAGAGUUGGAAGAUAUCGAGCAAGCUUUCGAGGACGAACGAAAAGACAUGCUGCAGAAGAACAAAGCAGAAAUUGAGGCACUUUUUGAGAAGCGCCGCCAGAUGGAGGAGAAUGAAUUCCUCGAGAGACGGCAGGAACGCGAAAGAGGAUUCCAGCAGCAGAUAGAAGAACUUCGCACAGACAAUGCAGAUGGAUACAACAAGUGCAAAAUUGCACUGGAGAAGGGCAUUCAGGAGUUAGAGCAGCACUUGGAAAAGAUGCUUGCCACAUACCUUUUGAACAAGGAGAAGCUGGAGUACAACCUCCAGGUGUUGUCUGAGCGAAACAAGGAGCACACAGCCAUUCAGUCUUCGUACAAAAACCGCUUGAACCGGCUCCGCGAGACUCUGAAUACUUUGAUGAGUCGGUACAAUACGUUGGACCAGAAGUACAAGACUCACAAUCACGAGCUCACAGAAGAAUACAAGCGCUUGACCAAGCAGUUCAAGGACUUGCAAGAGAAGUUUCAACACUUCGAGCAGGCUGAUGAGAAAAAGUUUAGAGAGGUCUGGGAAAUGAACGAAGCCGAGGUUCGGGGUCUUAUGACUAAGGUUCUGGAGGCAGAUCGGCUUCUUCAUGAGCAGCAGCUUGGCCAUGAGUGGGUCCCUCCAAAGGAGGAGCUGCUGCAGCAGGAGUUGGACACUUUCUCAGAGUCAGGCACCACCACCGGCAAAAGCACGGCACUGGAGUCGGCGGAAAUGGGGCAGUCUGACUCCGGAAAGUUUUCAGCAACGAAGGUGAAGAAGGUCCUGGACCUCAUUAAAGAAGAGACGCAGUUUCUGCUGGACAUGAAGGUCCGGGACCAGCUAGCUGAGUUGCCUCCGGAGCAACGCGAUGUCUUGCAGAUUGAUGCGCUUCUGCGAUACAUUGGCGUGGAAGGGCAGCAAGACGUGGAUCUGUUGGUGCAGGUCUUCUACCGUGGUCAGGAAGAGGACGAUGAAGCACUAAUGGUGGAACCCGAUGAUGUCCUCCAACUCUUGAAAGACUUCAUAGAGGAGAAGGAGAACAUGAGGAUAGCCGAUGUGGCUCCGGAUAAGAAGAAGAAGGCGCGGACCCAGCAGCUGGGCAGCGAGAGCGAGGCGGAUCGCAAGGCACGGAGACGACGAGAAGAAAGGAAGUUCUGGGAGCGAAUGGGCCAUGUGAUCCCAGACAUGAACUUCCGUGUUUGGAAGGCUCUGGACGUCUUCUUGAAGCGAUACUAUGAUCUUCUGCAGAAGCGCAGCAAGGCCAUAGACUCUGCAGUCACAAUGCAGAAGCAGAAUGAAGAGCUGAAGGCGCUCCUAGAUCAGUAUUUGGGCUCGAAGGUCAACGAGGAGCUGCAGGUGCCGCCGACCCAUGUCAUCACUGUGGUUGCUGGACCGUAG
Symbiodinium natans is the source of this 2010-nucleotide messenger RNA. The record is from the annotation of a GenBank genome assembly. NCBI's taxonomy places the organism in Eukaryota, Dinophyceae, Suessiales, Symbiodiniaceae.